AUGGCCGCCAGAACCGCUAAGAUCGAGCGCAAGACCAAUGAGACCCAGAUUGAGGUUGCCAUCAGCCUCGACUGCCAGCCGGGUACUGGCAACAAGCAAGAGAUAUCCGUCUCCACCGGCAUCGGCUUCCUAGACCAUAUGUACACUGCCCUCGCGAAACACUCCGGAAUGUCCCUCACCAUGAAGUGCCAAGGCGACCUCUGGAUAGACGACCAUCACACUGCAGAUAAGUAUCGCACGCGUCCUCGUCGCAGGAAUGCACACGCAAUAGCACUAGGCACUGUGUUCAAGCAGGCUCUUGGCGAAGUUCGGGGUAUUCGCCGAUACGGGACUGGGUUCGCACCGCUUGACGAGGCUCUGUCUCGCGCAGUGAUUGAUAUCUGCUCAAGACCAUACUGCGUGACAGACCUAGGUUUGAAGCGGGAGAAGAUAGGCGACCUCUCGACGGAGAUGCUCCCACACAUUUUCUAUUCCUUUGCCAUCGCUGCGGGCGUCACGCUGCACGUCGACGUGUUGCGAGGCGAAAACGACCACCACAGGGCCGAGUCCGCGUUCAAGGCGCUUGCGCUCGCUAUUCGUCAAGCAAUUGAACGCACAGGAGGGGACGAUGUCCCGAGCACCAAGGGUGUUCUCUAA
Messenger RNA from Postia placenta MAD-698-R-SB12, 636 nucleotides. RefSeq lists its product as hypothetical. The transcript is spliced from 5 exons. The coding region runs from base 1 to 636 and encodes 211 amino acids. The record is from RefSeq and is a predicted model, not a curated record. Lineage: Eukaryota; Fungi; Basidiomycota; Agaricomycetes; Polyporales; Adustoporiaceae. Gene Ontology annotation, molecular function: imidazoleglycerol-phosphate dehydratase activity. Gene Ontology annotation, biological process: L-histidine biosynthetic process.